CUGGGGCUAGAGCGGCCAUCCAGUCCCCCUGCCCCCGAAGUAACCACGCCAGAGCCAGGCAUCUACCAUGGGAUCUGCCUUCAGCUGAAUUUUACUGCCUCCUGGGGGGACCCACACUACCUGGGGCUCACGGGCCUGGAAGUGGUGGGCAAGGACAGCCAGGCACUGCCCAUCAGCCUGCACCAGAUCUCUGCCUCCCCCAGAGACCUAAAUGACCUCCCUGAGUACACCGAUGACUCCCGGACCCUGGACAAGCUAAUCGAUGGAGCGAACAUCACCAUGGAGGAUGAGCACAUGUGGCUGAUUCCUUUCUCGCCUGGCCUGGACCACGUGGUCACGAUCCGCUUCGACAGAGCCGAAAGCAUUGCUGGCCUGCGCUUCUGGAACUACAAUAAAUCUCCUGAGGACACCUAUCGUGGGGCCAAAAUCGUCCACAUCUCCCUGGACGGCCUGUGUGUCUCGCCUCCAGAGGGCUUCCUCAUCCGGAAGGGGCCGGGCAACUGCCACUUUGAUUUCGCUCAAGAAAUUCUCUUUGUGGACUACCUCCAGGCUCGCCAGCUACCCCAGCCAGCCCGGAGGCUCGACUUGCAAAGCCUGGAGCGGGCGACCAUGGACUACGAGGCGCCCCUGAUGCCCUGUGGCUUCAUUUUCCAGUUGCAGCUCCUGACCAGCUGGGGUGAUCCCUAUUAUAUCGGUCUCACGGGCCUGGAGCUGUAUGAUGAGCGGGGAGAAAAAAUCCCUCUGUCGGAAAACAAUAUCGCCGCCUUCCCCGACAGCGUGAACUCCCUGGAGGGCGUGUGCGGGGACGUCCGGACCCCCGACAAGCUCAUCGACCAAGUGAAUGACACCAGCGACGGCAGGCACAUGUGGCUGGCCCCCAUCCUGCCCGGCCUGGUGAACCGGGUUUAUGUGAUUUUCGAUCUGCCCACCACCGUGUCAAUGAUCAAACUGUGGAAUUACGCAAAAACGCCCCAUCGAGGGGUGAAAGAGUUUGGCCUCCUGGUGGAUGACUUGCUUGUGUACAACGGGAUCCUGGCCAUGGUGGGCCACCUGGUGGGGGGCAUCCUGCCCACGUGUGAGCCCACGGUGCCCUACCACACCAUCCUCUUCACCGAGGACACGGACAUCUGCCGCCAGGAGCGACACACCACCAUCAGCAAUCAGGUGGAGGAUCAGGACGUCCAGAUGAUGAAUGAAAACCAAAUCAUCACCAACUCGAAAAGGAAGCAGAGCGCGGUUGACCCAGCCUUACGCCCCAAAACGUGCAUAAGCGAGAAGGAGACCGCGCGACGGUGGCGGUGCUGACCGCAGAGGAGGGGGGCCUGGUCCUCCAGCCAGCGGCGCCCGUGUCACCCGCCCCCGGUCCUCAGCCUUGGCAACCUGGACUCUGCAGGCUGGAAGAGGGGAGCGAGAGGGGACGCGUGUGGCCUGGCCUCCCUCUGCCGCUGGGCUCCGGGGCGCCCUCCUGGGACCCACGCCUGUGCACACAAACCCGCCAGGACAGUGAGGUGGCGGGGGGGGGCCCUCCCCUCCCUGCAGAGCAUGGCUGCCCAGGGCUCAGCCACCAAACCCCCCCACAUGAGGGGGCGCCGGGGGAGGCCCGAGAGGAGGUGCCAACAACCCCCCUCCCUGCCACACCCCUGCCUCAUCUGGGGGCUGGUGGAGCCGGCUGAGAGGGUGGCGUUGUUCCCUGGUCCCCCAAUGUCUAGCCAGGGCUGCUCCAGCCCCGGACGCACUCGGGGAUGUGGGUGUCUCGGGGAGGAAAGGAAGGGAGCCGCGCCCACCCUCCCUGCUGCCAGGCCCUCCUAGGAUGGCGGUGGGCAGCUUCACACCCCAGACGGCCAGCAGGGCCCGUCCAGAUGCCCUCUGGAAGCAGGGCAGGCCGAGGACCAGGCCACAACCCCACCUCCCCUUCCACUUGAACUUUGCCUGGAGGCGGGCGGCCCUCCCUCUGGUCUGAGCGCGGGCUCCUCCUGCUUGCUCCUCCCUCCUCUGCGCACAGGUGCCCUUGCAGGGAGGCAGCGAGGUGCUCGUUGCCCAGCCCCCCCGCUUCGAGCAGCUUCCCCUCGAGAUGCUACCGCGGAGGGAGGUCGGGGAGGCUCUCCAAUACCAGGGGGCCAGAGCAAUUCUCCCCUCGGCCUGGGACAGAGGGAGGUGGGGUUUCCAAGGGGCCGUCAGUUUGGCUGCUCGAGUUGGAAAUGUGCCUUGCACCCCCAGCCGAGUGAAGCUCAGAACGUAUCUAUUUCCAUCGACGUAACAAGCUCGGAUCAGGGACCUAAUUGGUUUCCCAGUGGUGGGUAAUUUCUCGUUCCAAAUAUCAAUCCGUUGUUUUCCUGGCGCCCAGCCCGGCCCCGCCGCAGUGCUGUACUCCAAGUAGGUUCCUGUGCAACCGAGAGCCCCAGCAAAUACUUUAUGAGCUUUGCAGCUUCGGCCGAGCAGCUAUGCAAAUGCGCUUUUCAUUUGGAGCGUGGGGCCGAUGUGAAGAUAAGGAAUUGUUUCUCCCAGAGAAGAUCCAUCAUCGCUGUAGCUUCCAGGGCCCCGGCUUCCAGGCUCACCUCCCAGAUGUGGCAAGCGCCUCCGAGGCCUCUGGGCUCCCAGGAGAGCUGAGGCCCGGGGGGGCUGGGGGCUGAUCGAGCCAGCCCUUAGGGACCAAAGCUGGUGCCACCGCCACGUUGAAUACGGCCCAGCUCUCUGUCCCCACGCGAGGCUGGGGCACAGGUCAGACCACCACGCACGCUCGCUCCCAGAACCUCCACUGCUAUUGCUAAGAAUUGUAUGCGCCAUGUAAUUUAGGAGGGGAAAAAAGCUGUACGGGCAUUAACUGUAAAAUAAAUGUCUAUUUUUUUUCUCUUGCAAAAUCAA
Messenger RNA from Leptonychotes weddellii (Weddell seal), 2862 nucleotides. Lineage: Eukaryota; Metazoa; Chordata; Mammalia; Carnivora; Phocidae. The record is from RefSeq and is a predicted model, not a curated record.